This is a messenger RNA of Contarinia nasturtii (swede midge), 894 nucleotides long. RefSeq names its product 60S ribosomal protein L15 (gene RpL15). Gene Ontology annotation, cellular component: cytosolic large ribosomal subunit; ribosome. Gene Ontology annotation, molecular function: RNA binding; structural constituent of ribosome. The record is from RefSeq and is a predicted model, not a curated record. Gene Ontology annotation, biological process: cytoplasmic translation. The coding region runs from base 156 to 770 and encodes 204 amino acids. Lineage: Eukaryota; Metazoa; Arthropoda; Insecta; Diptera; Cecidomyiidae. The transcript has 4 exons.
AAUUUUGAAUGUGGUAACACUAUCGGCACACAUCAAUUUGCACACAUUGAACAAACGUCAUUGCUGUAAAACCACAAACAUUUCUUUCCUAUCCUGUCGCCGUAGAAAGAAGGAUAUUUCUAACUCCCUGGAAAGGUCUAGAUUAACCAUCAACCAUGGGAGCCUAUCGUUACAUUCAAGAAUUGUAUCGGAAGAAACAGUCCGAUGUAUUGCGGUAUUUGUUGCGUAUUCGCGUUUGGCAAUUCCGUCAAUUGACAAAAUUGGUGCGUUCACCACGUCCAUCACGUCCAGACAAGGCACGUCGUUUGGGAUUCAAGGCCAAGCAAGGCUUUGUCAUCUACCGCAUCCGUGUGCGUCGUGGAGGUCGUAAGCGUCCAGUUCCAAAAGGUUGCACAUAUGGCAAACCAAAAAGCCAUGGUAUCAACGAAUUGAAACCAUACCGAUGCUUGCAAUCAGUUGCUGAGGAACGUGUUGGUCGUCGUUUCGGUGGUUUGAGAGUCUUGAACUCAUACUGGGUUGCACAAGAUUCGUCAUACAAAUACUUCGAAGUCAUCCUUGUUGAUCCAGCACAUAACGCAAUCCGUCGUGAUCCAAAGAUCAACUGGAUCUGCAAAGCUGUCCAGAAACAUCGUGAAUUGCGCGGUCUUACUUCAGCCGGUAAAAGCUCACGUGGUCUUGGCAAAGGAUAUCGUUACACCCAAACCAUUGGUGGUUCACGUCGUGCUGCAUGGCGUCGUCGUAAUCGCCUCCACUUGCGUAGAAAGCGUUAAGUUAUUCGUGUAUUGUCAACACAAUAAAUUUAUAUUCGAUGGUUUAUUUCGAUUUUACAUGGCAUUCACAUGUAUUUGGAGAUAUUUCGUCUAAUAAAUUUUCUAAAAAUGAAGCUAUAACAAA